GAAGCUUACCGUGCGACUAUUUUGGUGAACGCUUAUCAAGCACAAGCUUAAACACAAAUCGAAAACAAAAUUAAAAAAAUAAUAAAAAAAUAAAAACGAAAAACACAAUGUAUGCACAAUAAGUAUGAAUAAAAGAAAAUAAAAUAAAAAUACACCAGACACAAAUUUGUGUAUAAAAGUAUAUAAAAUAAUAAUAAAAAAUGUCAAUGAAACAUCAUAAAUUUGAUCAUAAAAAUGUGCAAAAUGACGAUGGCGAUGAGGAGGUUGUUGAACUUUUGGCAGGAUCAACACAAAUACGUAUUAUGCCAAAUGCUGAAUUUCCAAAUUAUAAAGAUAAUAGCAAAUCAACAUAUACCUGGAAGAUGCUCACAAGUAAACCGUCCUCAUUAGAGCAUGACGAUGAUGAUUGUACACCAGCCAAUGAUCAACAGACAACUAUGCCACCGAAUAAUAAUGAAUUGGUCUCAGCGAUAGCGAAAACAGAACCAGCGACGACAGACACAACAUUAGAUGCUCACAAAGAUACCGCAAGUAACAGCAACAGUAACACUGCCAUAGCUCAACACAGAAACAGCGGAUCUAGGGAUUCAAAUGGUGGUAAACCAGUUGACACUUAUAUACGAACUUCUAAGAGUAGUGGCCAUAGUAAUGGUGGUGGUGGCGACAACAGUAACGGUGAUAAUGCCGAUGAAGACGAUGGCGAAGAGACUGAUAUUAUCGGCGACUUAGUGGGUCACUUUGGCAAAUGGCAGUUAUUAAUGACAGUUCUAUUGUCACUAUUUCAAGUACCCAAUACAUUUCACAUAUCAUCCUCAGUAUAUCAAGCAGCCAACAAAGAAUUUUGGUGUAGACGUCCAGCGCAUUUGCAACAUUUACCCGUCGAUGUGUGGCGUAAUUUAAGCAAUUCCAACGAUAACUGUUACCAAACUCCAGUCGACUGGAGCAUUAUUAGCAAUGAUACCAAUGAGCAAAUGCAUCAGCAACAAUCCAUAUUGAAGUCUCUCAUGGAGAACAACAAUCGUACUGCGUGUUCAUCAUGGGAAUAUGCAGUCAAUGACAAUGUAGGGAAUAGUUGGACCUCACAAUGGGAUCUCGUCUGCGAUAAGGAAUAUUUGAAAAAUGUUGCUGAAAUGUUUUUUCUAUUGGGUGUGGCAACCGGUGGCAUUAUAUCGGGUUAUCUUUCGGAUAAAUUUGGACGUAAAACAAUGCUUUUCAUAUCGGCUGUAUUACAGACAAUAUUUGGUCUAGCACUAUAUUUUGCCCAAUCUUUCGAAAUGUACAUAACAUUGAGAGCACUUUUGGGUCUGGUAUCUGUAUCGGUUACAUAUUCUGGCCUUAUUUUAGCCAUAGAAUAUGUUGAUGGAAAAUGGCGUACCAUUGCCGGCAUGUAUAAUCUCUUUCCACUGCCAAUAUCGUACAUGCUAAUUUCCGGCAUUGCGUAUCUAACACAGGACUAUCAACGUCUUCAGUUAUGUAUCGGAAUACCAGGAAUCUUUUUGUGUUUUUUAUGGUUUGUUGUACCCGAAUCUCCACGUUGGCUACUGGUCAAGGGCCGUGUCGAAGAGGUGAAACGUAUUAUACAAGCAGCAGCUGAUUUUAAUAAACGUGAAUUGCCACCCAAUUUUGAGUCCCUACUGAAACCCCCCACCCAAGAAGUCAGUUCACAGGAUUUUUUCUGCCUCUUUAGAUCGCCCUACUUAAGACGUAUUACAAUUUGUUUUCUUUGCAUCUGGUUCACUAUGAAUUUGGCUUAUUAUGGUUUCAUAUUGAACAUGAGUACAUUCGGUGGCAAUGUCUAUCUCAAUUCGGCAUUAGCAGGUCUAGUCGAAAUACCUGCAAUUGCAAUUGCUAUAUAUAUUAUAUCGAAAGUUGGUAAAAAAUGGCUGUUUAGUGCCACUCUAAUUUGUGCCGGCAUUGCCUGCUGUUGUGCAGCAAUUACAGAGGGAAAAGAGGAUAUUUUAUGGUUAAAAAUUACUUUCAUCAUGAUUGGAAAAUUUACAAUAAGUGCGGGUAACACCAUUAUGCCCGUUUAUACAGCGGAAUUGUAUCCAACAGCCAUACGAAAUGUCGGUGUGGGAGCAUGUAAUGUUGCAGCUGGUUUGGCUCUUAUAUUAACACCAUAUUUGUCGUUAUUGACUAAAAUUGAAGAUCAUUUAUUAAUGUCGCUUUUAACGGCUUGGUGCCUAUUUGGUGGAUUUGUUGUAUUAUUUUUACCUGAAACCAUGAAGCAACACUCAAAAGCACAAGCUCAAGAAGAAAAAUGUUAGAAGUUUACAUUAUGUUUGUGUAUCACAAAGAAUUUCCAGUAUAAAUAUUUAAAACAGCAAAACAAAUUUAGCUUAAAUUUUGGCUGGUCCAGAAUUUAGGAAUAUGUUUUCAUCAAUAUCAUUUUUAUUUUAUUAAGAACCGAUAAUUUUCAUUAUCUCUUUUUUAUCUACUUUACUCAAACGAAAUAAGAAAAUUUUUUAAAUACUCAAAGCAAAAUUUCAUUUAUGUUUAAAAUAUUAUUUUAUACAUUUAAAUAAUUGUUUUGUUACUGAAGCACAGCAGGCAGGACCUUUAAGUUACGAAUUUCAAAAACCAAAAAAAUAUACAUAUAUAUUUAAUAUAUACAACACAUAUCCCCCACACAAAUACUUAUAUACACAAAUAUUAUUAGUACAUAAUCUCGUACACAAUAACGUUUUCAUAUUCAUCAUAUGGAAACGGAAAUUAAAUAAACUUUGUUAAGUUGUUUCUCAUUCACACAUACACACACUUUUAUACAUAUAUUGCACACUUGUAGUGAGUGUUGUAAAUAGUAUACAUUACAUGUUACCAUACAUAGGAUUAAAACUAGAAAUAGUUGCAACACAACUUGCUACAUUUUCAUUAUGCAAUGUAAUUAUUGUUAAACUAAAAAGAAAAUUGUUUAAAAAAUGUUUUAAUGUUUUCACAAGUAAAUUGUUUUUAAACAAAUAAGAAAACAAUUUGUACAGAAUAUGUAGCCAAAUCUGUAAAUUUUUUUCUAAGUGAAUGACAUGCAUAUUUCUUGCACCCUUCACACAAUGCGAUUGAUUACAAAAAAUACAUGUCAAUAAAACCAGAACCUAAUUUAAGGUUAUAUGCGUUUGUCAAUAUGUUUGUAAGAUCUACAAAUAUGCUCCUACAACUCAAAUAUACUCCAUAUUGAAGUUAUUAUCCAUCCUUAAGGAUGGAUUGAUCCAUUUUUCGUAUAGCCCACUUAUAAUUGUCCCUUAAACUUAGAAUUCGUACUGUGAAUGGUAUGGUAACAAUUGGUCCUAGACUAAAUUACCUAUUUGACGAUAAGCGAUAAAAUUCAUAUGUAUUAUAUGUAUCACAUUGAUUCGCAUAAAAGUUGGAAAAUAGAUCACAUCACAUUAAUAUGAAAAAUGGUAUCAGAUUUGUAUAGUAGAGGCUUUGGACUUUAGAACUGCACAUAUUGUGUUUAGUAAUUGGUUGAAGAUUUUUCUUGUUAUAAAUUAGCAAAAUAACAUUAGAAAUGUCACAAAAAAACGACAAGUUUGAGAUGAAUUUUAAAUAAAUUUAUUAAUAAAUUCAGAAACCUAAAAGGUGUCAAUUAAACCCCACAUUUAAUAUUAUCACGGUUAAGUACCAGAUGACCUUCAUAUAUAGAAUAUUGAAGCUAGAACAACUGCAUAAUAUCAUAAAGCCAGUCACGACAAACAUUUUAUUACAGUUUUCUUUUCUCUAAGGAAAUUAAAAAGUAUUUAAGAACUACAUAUUUCCUAAAAGCUGUAAUUUACUUGUCUUAAAAUUAUAUUAUUUACUCUCUUGUAAGAAUUACGUAAAAUUUAUAUAUCAAGUGAAACACUGAUUAAGAAUUCGUUUAAAUUUAAUAUAAAUAUGAAUCAAAUUAAAAUCUCCAAAUUAACUUUUAUAAACUAUAGUUAUUUAUAUGUAUGAGUGAAAAAGCAAACUUAUUUCCGGUUACAAAAAUAAGUCAAGUAAAAUGUUAAACUUUUUGUAUAAUCACUCUGGGGAGAAAGAAAUACACUAUUAACUCUUUUCAAACAAAAAAAAAAUAUUUUAAAACAAGUAUGAAUUUAUGUCGGUAAUGGCCGAACAUAUGAUACCAUACACCAGUUAGUAUGUUAAAAAUGUACAUUAUUUUUUAAAUAAUAAAGCAUUCAAUUUGUUUUUCCGGAAUAUUUUUGGAAUGGUUUUGAAGGGGAGUAGUGGGGCUAGGGCCAAAUGAGGCAAACAACAAAAACCAGUAUUGUCUUUUAAAGUUCUAUAAAACUAAGUUAUGCAGACUUUUGUUGACAUAAUAAAACAUUUAACUUAAUUAUGAGCCCAAAAGCCUUAUUCGGGGGUACCGAUUUUAAAUAUUUUUAAUAGCAUUUGUCCUCGGGUCAAGAGAAGAGUAUGAGUCAAAUUUCAUUAAAUUAUCUGGAAAUCCGAUACAGACAGACGGACAGCUAAAUCGAUUGGUAUACUUUAAGGUGGAUGUCGGACCAAUAUUUUUGGCUGUUGCAAACAUCAACACAAACGCAUAAUACUCUUCCCACUAUAGUGGUGUAGGGUAUAAUGAUACCAUUUGCAAACAUGUUUUGCAACAAUUUUGACUGUAAACCUUCAAUCGUUAUGCCAUGCCAUGUUUUUGUAUGUAUGUACGGACAGACGGACAUUAAAACCAUUGUAGUAUGCUUGAAUGAGAAAUCAACUAAAAUUGUACAUUUUUCUUUAAACAAAAGUAAACAAAUAAAAAUUAUAAAAAAUAAAUAAAAAAAUAAAUAAAUGUAUGUAUUUUUAGCAAGUAGUCAAUUACUUAACAAUUAUUUAACU
Lucilia cuprina (Australian sheep blowfly) is the source of this 4809-nucleotide messenger RNA. RefSeq names its product organic cation transporter protein. Gene Ontology annotation, cellular component: membrane. NCBI's taxonomy places the organism in Eukaryota, Metazoa, Arthropoda, Insecta, Diptera, Calliphoridae. The transcript is spliced from 11 exons. Gene Ontology annotation, biological process: transmembrane transport. Bases 201 to 2267 code for a protein of 688 amino acids. Gene Ontology annotation, molecular function: transmembrane transporter activity. The record is from RefSeq and is a predicted model, not a curated record.